Sipha flava (yellow sugarcane aphid) is the source of this 515-nucleotide messenger RNA. RefSeq names its product ATP synthase-coupling factor 6, mitochondrial-like. The record is from RefSeq and is a predicted model, not a curated record. The transcript is spliced from 2 exons. Gene Ontology annotation, biological process: proton motive force-driven ATP synthesis. Gene Ontology annotation, molecular function: proton transmembrane transporter activity. The coding region runs from base 133 to 441 and encodes 102 amino acids. Lineage: Eukaryota; Metazoa; Arthropoda; Insecta; Hemiptera; Aphididae.
GACUUUGUCAUAUGAUUUUAGAUUAAGUAACUUUUUUCUCAGCAAUACUUGCGACACACUACUCGAAGGUUUUCAUUAAAAAUUUCGCUAGUUACCGAUUUUACAAAUUCGUGUACAUUUUUCAGAACAAUCAUGUUCUCGUUUAACUCAUUGCAAAAAUUAAACGCCAAUGGAUUGGUCAGUCGAUUCGUUCGGCGCAAUAUAUCAUCUUCGUCGGUAUUGAUGAAUAAUGUAUCAGAUCCAAUUCAACAGCUGUUCUUAAACAAAAUUCGUGAAUACAAACAGACAUUUGGCUCCAAGGCGUUUGAUCCUUCAAUUGAUAAAGGUUACAAGGCUGAUAUAGAAAAGAUCAGUAAACAGUAUAACAUUGGUCCAAAUGAAGAUCCAACCAAAUUCCCAACAAUUAAAUUUGAUGAAGUUAAAGUCGAUCCUCAAGUUUGAAGAACAUUACAUUUUGUGUUUUUAUACUAACCUAAGUAGUGAUGUAUUUAUAAUAAAAUAGGAUUAAGAAAUGA